Arabidopsis lyrata subsp. lyrata is the source of this 1560-nucleotide messenger RNA. RefSeq names its product protein phosphatase inhibitor 2. Gene Ontology annotation, molecular function: protein phosphatase inhibitor activity. Gene Ontology annotation, biological process: regulation of signal transduction. The record is from RefSeq and is a predicted model, not a curated record. The transcript is spliced from 4 exons. NCBI's taxonomy places the organism in Eukaryota, Viridiplantae, Streptophyta, Magnoliopsida, Brassicales, Brassicaceae. Bases 898 to 1341 code for a protein of 147 amino acids.
GACAACAACAAAAAAAAGUUGCUGGAGAUUUUGAAGAUGGCCGAACCAAAGAGGUAACGAAAAUUUAUCGUUUUUGAUUGCUUUUAUUUUAGUGAAUCUUUGAUGAUGGUCACAAAAGAUCUCUCUUUGAUUUUAGUUUUGGAUUUUGUAGAACCAAACAUAGGCUAGGGUUUCUUACAGUGUGUUUUGGGAUAUGUUCUUAAUCUGGGUGAAGGAUUGAGGAAAGUGAUAUGCUUUUGAUAUCAAUUGGUUCUUUCGGUUAAACCCUUUUUGAUUGUUACCAUUACUCAGAAAAUUUGAGAGAUUUAGGAGAUUUUUGCUUUAUAGAUUUUAGGAUACUUUAGCUCAAUGAUCAUGACAGAGGUAGAUACUGAUUCCUGCUUCAUCUUCUUUAAAGGUUUGUCGUUUUGAGUGGUCACUUAUGCCAUUGUGUUCAUUUCUUUGGAAAGUUAGCAGAUUGGAUUGAUUAGCCUGAACCCUGAAGUAUGUUUCUCUUUUUUGGAAUUUUCUUUCGCUUGUGUCUAUAGUUUCCUCUAUUAGAGUUGUGAAUGCUUGCUGCAUCAGAACGGUCCUUCAAUGUGUUUAUAAGAUCAAUUCUGAAGUCAAUGGGCUGUGUUAAUUUUGUGGAGGGAUGUAUAUUCAUAGAUAUGAAGUUCUAAGCCUUAUAUGGCGGUCUUUUAUGAAGGAAGUGUAAAGCAGAUCUUUCUCUACUACACCCAUUGAAAAAGGAAAUGGAAGAGGGAGGUCUAAUUGUGUUAAUGUUCAUGGAUUUUCAUAUUCCAGCAGAAUUUUUAAUAACUGGGGCGUGUUCAAUGGGAUGAAGCUAAUAUAGUGGAGAUUGAAUCUAACAAACCUGUUAGGCAGAAGAUUACUGAACCAAAGACACCGUACCACCCGAUGAUUGAUGAUGAUGGUUCUCUGUCUCCUAGAGGAAGAUCGUUUGAUGAAUGUGUUGAUGAUAUGCAACGAGCCGAAGAAUUGAGGAUUGUUCUGAAUGAUGCAGCAGCUUCUUCCAGUAGAAAUAGUAGCCAGGGUUCUGGUGGUGGUGGCUGGAGCUCGUCUGAUGAAGAAGAAGCAGAUCCGAUGGAGCAAGAUGAAGAAGGUUCUGGAAGUGGGAAAAAUGAACGUUUCAACGCACACAGAAAAGCACAUUACGACGAGUUUCGGAAGGUGAAGGAACUGAGAUCCUCAGGGUCAUUCUAUGAAGAAGAAGAGGAAGAGGAUGAUGGUGCAAAAGGCAGUAAAUCAGAGGCAACAACCUCGCGACACACUAAAGGCGGAAACAAAGAGUUAGAUGCAGCCACAACGGUAUCAGGGAUGUCUUCUUCAUCCCCGAGUUAAUAUAAACCUCUCUGUUCAAUCAAAUGUGUGCUCUGCUCCAGGUUUUACAGAGCUCUCUAUCUCAACUAAUCUUCCAGAAAUGUAAGAAGAAAAAAAAGAAAAAAAAACCAUCAAAAUUCUGAAAUUAUGUGAUUGUCUUUAUAGCAUUUUGAAUGCAAUUUCUUACUGUCACUUUUGUUCUUCCAUGUUCUUACAUUGUAGCAUGUUCUUUUGUCUGAU